AUGCCUGCCCCCGGCGCCCUCAUCCUCCUCGCGGCCGUCUCCGCCUCCGGCUGCCUGGCGUCCCCGGCCCACCCCGAUGGAUUCGCCCUGGGCCGGGCCCCUCUGGCUCCUCCCUACGCCGUGGUCCUCAUUUCCUGCUCCGGCUUGCUGGCCUUCAUCUUCCUCCUCCUCACCUGUCUGUGUUGCAAACGGGGUGAUGUCGGCUUCAAGGAGUUUGAGAACCCUGAAGGGGAGGACUGCUCCGGGGAGUACACUCCCCCGGCGGAGGAGACCUCCUCCUCACAGUCGCUGCCUGAUGUCUACAUUCUCCCGCUGGCUGAGGUCUCCCUGCCGAUGCCUGCGCCGCAGCCUUCACACUCAGUCGGCGCCUCCCUCCUCACUCCAUUGACCACUCUGCCUCGCCACCUGGCUCUCCACGCGUCCGUCUGUCCAUCUUUCCAUCCGUCCCUGCAUCCAUCGGACUCUGGGCCCGUGAUCCUGGGAGAGAUUUUCUCCGACUACACCCCAGCCCAGGUGGUGGUGAAGGAGCUCCGAGCCAGCGCGGGGCCCCUGGAGCAGCGCAAGUUCAUCUCGGAAGCACAGCCAUACAGGAGCCUGCAGCACCCCAACGUCCUCCAGUGCCUGGGCGUCUGUGUGGAGACACUGCCCUUUCUGCUGAUCAUGGAGUUCUGUCAACUGGGGGACCUGAAGCGUUACCUCCGGGCCCAGCGGCCCCCUGAGGGCCUGUCCCCUGAGCUGCCCCCACGGGACCUGCGGACACUGCAGAGGAUGGGCCUGGAGAUCGCCCGCGGGCUGGCACAUCUCCACUCCCACAACUACGUGCACAGCGACCUGGCCCUGCGCAACUGCCUACUGACCUCCGACCUCACCGUGCGCAUCGGAGACUACGGGCUAGCCCACAGCAACUACAAGGAGGACUACUACCUGACCCCCGAGCGCCUGUGGAUCCCGCUGCGCUGGGCGGCGCCCGAGCUCCUUGGGGAGCUGCACGGGACCUUCAUGGUGGUGGACCAGAGCCGCGAGAGCAACAUCUGGUCCCUGGGGGUGACCCUGUGGGAGCUCUUCGAGUUUGGGGCCCAGCCCUACCGCCACCUGUCAGACGAGGAGGUCCUCGCCUUCGUGGUCCGCCAGCAGCACGUCAAGCUGGCCCGGCCCAGGCUCAAGCUGCCCUAUGGGGACUACUGGUACGACAUCCUUCAGUCCUGCUGGCGGCCACCUGCCCAGCGCCCUUCGGCCUCUGACCUCCAACUGCAGCUCACUUACCUGCUCUCUGAGCGCCCCCCACGGCCCCCGCCCCCCCCACCCCCACCCCGAGACGGUCCCUUCCCUUGGCCCUGGCCCCCGCAGCACAGCGCGCCCCGCCCGGGGACCCUCUCCUCACCGUUCCCCCUUCUGGAUGGCUUCCCUGGGGCCGACCCCGACGACGUGCUCACGGUAACUGAGAGCAGCCGUGGCCUCAACCUUGAGUGCCUGUGGGAGAAGGCGCGGCGGGGGGCCGGCCGGGGAGGGGGGGCGCCGCCCUGGCAGCCGGCGUCCGCGCCCCCAGCGCCCCAUGCCAACCCCUCCAACCCUUUCUAUGAGGCGCUGUCCACGCCCAGCGUGCUGCCCGUCAUCAGCGCCCGCAGCCCCUCUGUGAGCAGCGAAUACUACAUUCGCCUGGAGGAGCACGGCUCCCCCCCAGAGCCCCUCUUCCCCAAUGACUGGGACCCCCUGGACCCAGGAGUGCCUGCCCCCCAGGCCUCCCAGGCCCCUUCCGAGGUCCCCCAGCUGGUGUCCGAGACCUGGGCGUCCCCCCUCUUCCCUGCAGCUCGGCCCUUCCCGGCCCAGUCCUCAGCAUCAGGCAGCUUCCUCCUGAGUGGCUGGGACCCCGAGGGCCGAGGCGCCGGGGAGACCCUGGCGGGAGACCCUGCCGAGGUGCUGGGGGAGCGGGGUACCGCCCCAUGGGCAGAAGAGGAGGAGGAGGAGGAGGAGGGCAGCUCCCCGGGGGAGGACAGCAGCAGCCUUGGGGGUGGCCCCAGCCGCCGGGGUCCCCUACCCUGUCCCCUGUGCAGCCGGGAGGGGGCCUGCUCCUGCCUGCCUCUGGAGCGGGGGGAUGCCGUUGCGGGCUGGGGGGGCCACCCCGCUCUUGGCUGCCCCCAUCCCCCAGAGGACGACUCUUCCCUGCGGGCAGAGCGGGGCUCCCUAGCCGACUUGCCCCUGGCCCCCCCCGCCUCGGCCCCCCCCGAGUUUCUGGACCCCCUCAUGGGGGCGGCGGCGCCCCAGUACCCCGGGCGGGGGCCACCUCCCGCUCCCCCCCCCCCGCCGCCACCUCCCCGGGCCCCCGCGGACCCGGCCGUGUCCCCCGACCCUCCCUCGGCCGUGGCCAGUCCCGGCUCAGGCCUGUCGUCUCCGGGCCCCAAGCCGGGGGACAGCGGCUACGAGACCGAGACCCCUUUUUCCCCCGAGGGAGCCUUCCCAGGCGGGGGGGCAGCCGAGGAGGAAGGGGUCCCUCGACCGCGGGCUCCCCCCGAGCCCCCCGACCCGGGAGCGCCCCGGCCACCCCCAGACCCGGGUCCCCUCCCGCUGCCGGGGACCCGGGAGAAGCCGACCUUCGUAGUUCAAGUGAGCACCGAGCAGCUGCUGAUGUCCCUGCGGGAGGACGUGACAAGGAACCUCCUGGGGGAGAAGGGGGCAAACCCCCGCGAGACGGGACCCAGGAAGGUGGGGAGAGGUCCCGGGAACAGAGAGAAAGCCCCGGGCCCGAGCAGGGACCCCACAGCCCUGGGCAGCGGGAAGAAAGCCCCAAGCCCGACCGAGGACCCGAGCCUCCCCGUGAACGGGGUGACAGUGUCGGAGAACGGGGGACAGAGAGCCCCAGGCAUCGAGGAGAAGGUGGCGGAGAACGGGGCCCCAGGGACCCCCGAGAGAGAAGAGAAAGCGCUGGAGAAGGUGCUGGAGAAUGGGGAGGUGACACCACCAAGGAGGGAGGAGAAAGUACUGGAGAAUGGGGAGCUGAGGUCCCCCGAGAGAGAAGAGAAAGUGCUGGCGAAUGGGGGCCUGACACCCCCAAAGAUCGAGGAGAAGGUGUCAGAGAAUGGGGGCCCGAGACUGCCCAGGAACACGGAGAGGCUGCCGGAGACUGGGCCUCGGAGAGCCCCAGGGCCCUGGGAGAAGGGGCCCGAGAGUGGGGUGUCAGCCCCAGAGACCUCGCUGGAGAGAGCCCCCGAGCCCGGCGCGGUGGCCUUGUCCCGGAACGGCGGGGCGACAGCCCCUGGCCCCACUGGCCCAGCCCCCAGGAGCGGGGUGCUGGAACCCGGGACCGAGAGGAGAGCCCCCGAGACUGGGGGGGCACCGAGAGCCCCCGGGGUUGGGAGGCUGGACCUCGGGAGUGGGGGCCGAGCCCCAGUGGGCAUGGGGACGGCCCCCGGCGGCGGCCUCGGAAGCGGCGCGGACGCAAAGGCCGGAUGGGUAGACAGCACGAGGCCACCGCCGCCACCGCCGGAAGCACAGCCGAGGAGGCCGGAGCCAGCGCCCCAGAGAGCCAGGCCGGAGGUGGCCUCCGAGGGAGAGCCCGGGGUCCCAGACAGCAGGGCCGGCGGAGACACAGCACCCAGCACAGACGGGGACCCCCCCAAACCCGAGAGGAAGGGCCCCGAGAUGCCACGACUGUUCUUGGACUUGGGACCUCCUCAGGGGAACAGCGAGCAGAUCAAAGCCAAGCUCUCGCGGCUCUCUCUGGCGCUGCCGCCGCUCACGCUCACGCCGUUCCCGGGGCCGGGCCCGCGGCGACCCCCGUGGGAGGGCGCGGACGCCGGGGCGGCUGGCGGGGAGGCCGGCGGGGCGGGGGCGCCGGGGCCGGCGGAGGAGGACGGGGAGGACGAGGACGAGGAGGAGGACGAGGACGAGGAGGCGGCGGCGGCGGGCGCGGCGGCGGGGCCGCGGGGCCCCGGGAGGGCGCGGGCAGCCCCGGUGCCCGUCGUGGUGAGCAGCGCCGACGCGGACGCGGCCCGCCCGUUGCGGGGGCUGCUCAAGUCUCCGCGCGGGGCCGACGAGCCCGAGGACAGCGAACUGGAGAGGAAGCGCAAGAUGGUCUCCUUCCACGGGGACGUGACCGUCUACCUCUUCGACCAGGAGACGCCAACCAACGAGCUGAGCGUCCAGGGCCCCCCCGAGGGGGACACGGACCCGUCAACGCCCCCAGCGCCCCCGACGCCUCCCCACCCCGCCACCCCCGGAGAUGGGUUUCCCAGCAACGACAGCGGCUUUGGAGGCAGUUUCGAAUGGGCGGAGGAUUUCCCCCUCCUCCCCCCGCCAGGCCCCCCCCUGUGCUUCUCCCGCUUCUCCGUCUCGCCUGCGCUGGAGACCCCGGGGCCCCCCGCCCGGGCCCCCGACGCCCGGCCCGCAGGCCCCGUGGAGAACUGACUCCCCGAAGGCCCCACCCCCCCGCACCCCCGGAAGAGGGGCUGAGGGUAGAAUCCUCUGUGGACGACGGAGCCACUGCUACCGCCGCAGACGCCGCCUCCGGGGAGGCUCCUGAGGCUGGGCCCUCCCCCUCCCCCACCACGUG
Messenger RNA from Prionailurus viverrinus (fishing cat), 4546 nucleotides. RefSeq names its product lemur tyrosine kinase 3 (gene LMTK3). The record is from RefSeq and is a predicted model, not a curated record. Gene Ontology annotation, biological process: protein phosphorylation. Lineage: Eukaryota; Metazoa; Chordata; Mammalia; Carnivora; Felidae. The transcript has 15 exons. The coding region runs from base 1 to 4401 and encodes 1466 amino acids. Gene Ontology annotation, molecular function: protein kinase activity; ATP binding.